Messenger RNA from Anthostomella pinea, 1050 nucleotides. NCBI's taxonomy places the organism in Eukaryota, Fungi, Ascomycota, Sordariomycetes, Xylariales, Xylariaceae. The record is from the annotation of a GenBank genome assembly.
AUGGAGCAACAGGAAACACCGGAACCAGGUGUCAGUCGCCGUCCGGGAGUUUUGGAGCGCACCUCGGCAUCAACGAUGGAGCAGCAAGAACAAACGAAAGCAACCGCCACUCGUCCUGCAACAACUUCAGAACACACUUCCAACUCAACAACUAUGGAGGAAUCGAAUCUAGCGGAUGCAGGUUCCGAGAAACGGGAAAAGCCUCUACUGAUAACCUCAAGUUUGCUUGGGCUCCCUCCUUACGUUCUCGAUCCAGAAGAUCUCCCAGCAUCAUUCAACCCGUUUCCCGGCAAGGAGGGCAGCCAAUUUCGCCAGAUCGAGGAAGAUAUGCUGGUCAAAUACGGAACUCAUGUCUCCCUAGCUGAAGCCGAAGCUAUGGAAUAUGUACGUCGGCACACUUCCGUCGAAUGCCCAACAGUUCACGGCGCAUAUGUACUUGACGGCUGUGGAUAUAUCAUCAUGUCUUUCGAACAUGGCAAGCUGUUGCCCGAGUUCUGGCAAAAGGCUUCGGAGCAAGAGAAAGAGGCAGUCAUCGCUAAGUUGCAGCAAUACUUCAGCGAAUUGCGUAGCCUCAAAAGCGACUACGUGGGUGGGUUCAAUCGCAGCCCUUCGGUUAUGGGCGAGUUUGAGUGGGAUUUCCACAAGACCGACCACAAGUAUGGGCCUUAUCCCGACGAACAUGGAUUCAACGAAGGCAUUGUAGAUGCUCUGUCGCGAUCUAGCCCGUCACCCGAAAACACGGAUCCCGAGUCCCCAGGGUACAACAACAUGUAUGCUCUCCGGCAACUAGUUCACUCUCUUCGCAACCACGAGAUUGUCUUCACGCACGGCGACUUGAACGCCGGAAACAUUCUCAUACGGGAUGAUCUGACCGUGGUUAUCUUGGACUGGUACACGGCAGGCUUCUAUCCUGCUUACUGGGAAUGGUACAAGGCCACCUGGCACGGCGUGUUCACGCCCAGUUUCAUACGACAGCUCGAGCGGUUUGUCCCACCGUACUGGAUCGAGGCCGAAAUCAUGAAUCAGAUAUACAGCAAGAUCCUUGGAUAG